Messenger RNA from Pongo pygmaeus (Bornean orangutan), 1605 nucleotides. RefSeq lists its product as uncharacterized. The record is from RefSeq and is a predicted model, not a curated record. The coding region runs from base 1 to 801 and encodes 266 amino acids. The transcript is spliced from 2 exons. NCBI's taxonomy places the organism in Eukaryota, Metazoa, Chordata, Mammalia, Primates, Hominidae.
AUGUUGAGGGUGCUGGCGUCUGGGUCCUUUAUGAUGCAGCGGGUGCCCCCGUCUCACCCCGGGUGCCUCCCGUCUCCCGCCUCCUCCUGGCAACCUGGUGCGCGGCUCCGGACCUGGCGACCCACGACCGGCUGGUCACUUGCUGCCGCCUCGCAAAGGCGCAUCUCUAGUUCAGUGGUGAGCUGCGGCCGGGUCGCUGCAACUCGCUCCAGGACUCGGGAUUCGGUGUCCCUCACGGAGCCCUCAGUGUGUCGCCUGCAGGCUCUUUUUUUGAAGAAAGCAGGGAGGGAAUGGCCUUGUGAGAGACUCCAGGAGCAAAGAGCGACCCUCAAAAGGCCCAAGUCCUUCCAGAGCUCAGGGAAAGUGUCGCUUCUGGCCGAAGAAAGGAGAGAAAGCUCCCUCCCGUGUGUCCCUGGUGGUCUAGUGGCUAGGAUUCGGCGCUUUCACCGCCGCGGCCCGGGUUCGAUUCCCGGUCAGGGAAUUGUUUUGCACUGGCCGCCCUCCCGCAGGAAUCUUCCUUCACUAGGCUGUCAGCGGGCCUGCUCCAAGGGCCAGAGGCAGAACAGUCUCCGCAGCGAGGGGCAAAGCCGGGCGAAGGAGGGCAAGUCCUGGUGGACCACCUCUCACGACACACCGCUCCUGUUUAUCUCCGUGUCCCUCAUCCGCGGAAGCGGCUUUAGAGAGCGACUGAGCGUCUCGCUCAGGUGUACACAGCCGUGCAGAGAUGCCAGCCCCCGUGGAGCUGCACCCAAUGAGCUCACCCUCUUUCCGUCGCCACUUCGGAGGCGCCUAUCGGGCUGAGCUGCGAAUAACUAAGAGAGAGGCCAAGCCAAGUCAUGGCGUUUGUGCCAGCCCCGGACACGGGCACCGGCCAGUCAGCGGAGCCUCCUCCCCUCCGUUGGCAGCUAACGCGCUCGUUAGGCCUUCGGAAGAGGCGACCGGAGGCGAUGCCAGCGAAUUUGCUAGGGGGUGAGCGGCGGGUGAGGUCCUCGAGGGCGGUCCCGUUUGCUGAUUGAGCGGUAGAGGGAGGCGAUGUUCGCUGACCCAACAAGGACAGCAGGUGGAGCAGGCACAGAUGGAAAACUGCUGCCGGCGCCCUAAGCAGAAGGCAGGUGUAAAAAUCAGCACUAAGACGUCGAAGCGAUGGUACCACAGUGAAAUCCCACGAUGUCUACACUCUACCGAGCACUUGCGCACGCUCCCCCUUUUCCAUUCAGUUCUCCCAAGAGGGGUUCAAAGAACCCCGAGUCCACUAUCUGCACAAGGAAAGACAUGGCUGUAUCAAUGCAGAUUCCCUACAGAUGCAAAUCUCCUCGACAAAAGACAACUUUGCAAGGCUACCUCUGCAGCUGGCUUUCUGAAGAGACAUCUCAAAAUAUGUCAAAGACGUGUAUUUUGGGGUAAAAUAUUUUUAAUUCCUUCACAUCUACAGCCUGAUGCACCUGCCGUUUCAAUGCACCAUUGUUGGUGGCAACUCCAUUCUUCCCUACACUCAAGCCAAAAAACCAGGUUCUCCUUGAGGCUAGUCUUUUUCUCACAGCACACAUCCAAUUUGUCAGAAAACUUAUGUUUCCUGUUUGGUUAAUUACAGAUUUUGAUCUGCCC